This is a messenger RNA of Salvelinus sp. IW2-2015, 1441 nucleotides long. RefSeq names its product galectin-9. Gene Ontology annotation, cellular component: cytosol; nucleus. Gene Ontology annotation, biological process: positive regulation of gene expression; negative regulation of CD4-positive, alpha-beta T cell proliferation; negative regulation of type II interferon production. NCBI's taxonomy places the organism in Eukaryota, Metazoa, Chordata, Actinopteri, Salmoniformes, Salmonidae. The record is from RefSeq and is a predicted model, not a curated record. Gene Ontology annotation, molecular function: galactoside binding; carbohydrate binding.
UCGCCCAAAAAGUGACAUUGCAGCUUUACUGAGGAGAACCACAUCACGUCUACGUACUUCGAACAGACAGAUCAGAGUAACACUGAAGCAUGUCUUUUCAGCAACCCUUCUUCAAUCCGAGAGUGCCGUUCACUGGCUGUAUCCAGGGAGCUCUGCAUGAGGGGAAGACCAUCACUGUGACAGGGAGAGUCCUGCCAGGAGCCCAGAGGUUUAAUGUGAAUUUGCAAUGUGGCUCAAGAGGAAAUCCUGACGUAGCACUCCACUUCAACCCCCGAUAUGACAGCUUCCUAGACGUUGUGGUCUGCAACACUAAGCAGGACUCCAAGUGGGGUUCAGAGGAGCGUGAAUACUUUGCAACCAUGACCCGGGGGGCCAACUUUACCCUCAUGUUCCUGGUCAACAGAGAUUCAUAUUCGAUUAUUGUGAAUGGUGCCCUCUUCAUGGAGUACCUGCACCGGCUGUCAUUCUCCAGAGUGGACACCAUCUCUGUGGAUGGGGGAGUGGAAGUCCAGUCUAUUGCCUUCUCCAACCCUGCAGUCACCUCACCUCCUCCCCAACCAGGAUAUCCUGGCCAUCCACACAGUGGUCAACGAAACCGAAAUAGAUCUCGUCAAAGCAAAACUGGCCCCAAAACUCCUCCUCAAAGGUCUAACGCCACACAGGCUUUCUCGGCUGCAGGAUUUCUUCAGGCACCCCCUCCAUACACUGCCCAGCCUCCAUACACCCCCAAGCCGUCCUUUGUUGUGCCGUAUAAAAACAUAAUGGCAGGUGGACUUUACCCAGGCAGAAACAUCACCAUCCAGGGUGUGGUCAACCACAACGCUGAUAAGUUCUGUAUCAACCUGCGUUUCAACUCGGGGGUGGCGUUCCACUUCAACCCCAGGUUCAAUGAGAACGUUGUAGUUCGUAACAGUCUCCUGAAGGAACAGUGGGGUCCAGAGGAAAGGACAGGUGGCAUGCCCUUCUACAGAGGCCAGCCUUUUACGAUGAUCAUCAUGUGUGAUACCCAGUGCUACAGGGUGAUGGUGAAUGGAGCCCUGAUGUUCAGCUACAACCACCGCCACUUCCUGUUCCAGCAGAUUGAUAUCCUGGAGGUUGAGGGGGACGUGAGCCUGUCCGCUGUGCUGGUCUGAGUUACAAACACACUGAGGUCAAAGUUCAGCGAUAGUAGGGUCUGAUUAGUCAGUGCAUUAUAGGAACCAAUGUGUGAGAAAUCAUGUCUUAUGUGUCUGUGUGUGGCCAUUUUCUGUAUUGAAAAACUGUGGCAUUUUACUGUGUUGCUGAUGGCGAGACGUUUUACAUUUCUCUCUUCCAUAAACAAUUAUAGGAAAUAUUGUCUUCUAUUGAUCAUAUUCCAGACAGCCCACAUGAUGCCUACUGUAUGUCUGGGCUCUCUGUCACAACAAUGUUUCCACAGCAAAUAAACAGCAAUAUAUUGGAA